Molecule: messenger RNA, 1084 nt
Organism: Leptonychotes weddellii (Weddell seal)
Lineage: Eukaryota; Metazoa; Chordata; Mammalia; Carnivora; Phocidae
Source: RefSeq, a predicted model, not a curated record
UGACUGAGCCACCCAGGCGCCCCAUUUUGUAUAUCUUUUGAUGAACCUCAACAUUUCUGUUGAGUAUGCAACCAUGUGUAGAGUUGCUGGGUCAUAGGAUGUUCAUAUGGUCAACUAUAGUAGAUACUGACAUACAGUUGUCCAGAGUGUUUAAACCCGUUUACAUUCCCACAAGCAGUGGGAGUGUUUUAGUUGCUCCACAUUCUUGCUAGUGCUUGGUAUUGUUAGCCACUAUUUUAUAUAAUCCAAACAUGCAGAUGUCUUUUUUCAGUAUUACUGUAAUGAAGUUGCAUGUGUUUCCCAGGGAAAGAGCGUAAUCAGUGGGGGUUUGGAUGCCUUAGAAUUCAUUGGGAAAAAGACAAUGGAUGUAAUAGCAGAAGGGGAUCCUGGAUUUAAAAGAACCAAGGGUCUGAUGAACCGGAAUUCUACAUUGUCACAGGUUUUACGAGAGGCAAAGGAGAAAGAAGAGCUAUGGACCUCCAGUGAGGUUACCUUGGAAACGGACAAGAAAACUAAUUAUGGGCUCCUCUUUGAUGAAUUUCAAGGCCUUUCACAUCUGGAAGCUCUGGAGAUGCUUUCCCAAGAAAGUGAAAUAAAGGUGAAAUCUAUUCUUAAUUCUCUAAGUGGAGAAGAAUUAGAGACUUUAAAACUUGAAUUGGAGCAACUCAAGGAAGCAUUUUCCCUAGCAGAGUUCUGUGAGGAAGAGGAAGAGGAGAAAAAAGGGGAUGAAGACUUUACCAAAGAGAUAACAGAGCUAUUUUCCCAGCUGCAGGUCUCCUCCAAACCUGAGAAACUUGCCAGGGCAAGAAAUACUGCCUACGAAUGGAUCAGUACAUCUCUGGCCAAGCCAUUAGAAGAGAAGGAAGAAGGAGAAAAACAGUUGGAAACAGAAAAAACUGAGAACAUCAGUAAAAAUUCAGUAGAGGAUAUCCAUGCAUUUGCAAUCCGGAGCCUAGCAGAACUGACUGCCUGCUCAAUUGAACUGUUUCACAAAACAGCAGCUCUGGUUCUGCAUGGCCAGAAGCAGGAAGUGACAGCUAUAGAAAGGAGCAGAACUCUUUCCCAGUAAGUAUAAAAGGGUAUC